GAUAACGCUCAGGCAAAUCUAAUUACGUUGGAUAGGGUCGAGCACAGGCGCGCGUUUGUAUUGGUUGAUAUGUCGUGUAGAGGGCAGGGUCGUGUUUUCACGCGCGUAAAUUGUGAGACGAGCAAGGAAGAUAUCCGGGUUUUGACAUGGCGGGUCUGCGAGGUGCUUUAAUUGUUCUAGAGGGUGCAGAUAGAGCCGGGAAAAGCACCCAGGCACGACGGCUGGUGGAAGCACUGAAAGAGCGGGGUUACAGGACCGAGGGCCUGAGGUUUCCAGAGAGAACAACUGAAAUUGGGCAACUGAUAGGCUCCUAUUUAGAGAAGAAGAGUAACCUGGAGGACCAUACCAUUCAUCUGCUGUUUUCUGCCAAUCGCUGGGAACAAGUUCCAAUGAUAAAAGAGAAAUUGAGAAGUGGUAUUACACUGGUUGUAGACAGAUAUGCCUUUUCCGGGGUUGCGUUUACAAGUUCUAAGGAGAACUUUGAUCUGCAUUGGUGUAAGCAACCUGACGUUGGACUUCCAAAGCCAGAUCUGGUCCUUUUUCUAAAAGUGAGCCCUGAGGUUGCAGCUACACGUGGAGGCUUUGGAAAUGAGAUAUACGAAACCAAUUCAUUCCAAGAAAAAGUAGCAAAGCGCUACGCUCAGCUUAUGGACGAUAAAACGGUCAACUGGAAGCUCGUUGAUGCCUCCCAAGAUAUCGAAAAUGUUCACCAACAGUUAAAGGAGCUAAGUGAAAAGGCCAUAGAUGAUGCCAAAGAUCAACCGAUUGGCAAGCUAUGGGAAGAAGAAUCUCCUUGAUAACUGAAUGUCUAUUUAAAGUAUUUAUCACAGUAUAAAGUAGUAUAAAAUAUGUUAAAAUAUCACUUUACCUUCUGUAUUUCUGUAACAAAUUGCUUCUGCAAAGUGAGCAAUUGCACAGUUAAAAUAAGUAAUGAACUACUUUUUAUUCUGGCGAUUCAUAGCCCAAUGUGAUUGAAAAUAUAAAUAAAAAUAUUAUAUUGAA
Messenger RNA from Xenopus laevis (African clawed frog), 1002 nucleotides. It is a transcript of the gene dtymk.S, whose product is annotated as deoxythymidylate kinase S homeolog. Gene Ontology annotation, cellular component: nucleus; mitochondrion; cytosol. Gene Ontology annotation, biological process: dUDP biosynthetic process; dTDP biosynthetic process; dTTP biosynthetic process. The transcript has 5 exons. The coding region runs from base 147 to 797 and encodes 216 amino acids. NCBI's taxonomy places the organism in Eukaryota, Metazoa, Chordata, Amphibia, Anura, Pipidae. The record is from RefSeq and is a predicted model, not a curated record. Gene Ontology annotation, molecular function: dTMP kinase activity; nucleoside diphosphate kinase activity; ATP binding.